UCAGAUCGGAAGCAACACUAUCCGGUGCAUUGGGCGAGUGUGUGUCACACUUUCAGCUGGUGAGUGUUAUGUUGCUCUCAGCACACCGUUAACCUGCGGAUACACAUGAAACAUACGGAUUAUCGGACAGACACGCACGCAAGGGCUCGUUUGCUGUCGUUUCAGACGCUGAUCUGAUUAUUUCUGAGCUUUUUUAGCGUUUAGUGAAGGAAAUUUGUGGAUAAGAUGGCGGAUGUGGCUCCAGCCGGCGUGGAGAAGAGUCUGGAUGACUUCUUCGCAAAGCGCGACAAGAAGAAAAAGAAGGAGAAGGGCAAGGGAAAGGAGCAGGCGACAGGAGGUGCUGUAAUGUUGGUGAAAAAGACCAAAAAGGAAAAGGAGAAGUCGACGAAGAGUGAGAAUCAGGACGCGCAGAUGGAGAAGGAGGAUGAGGAAUGGAAGGACUUUGAGCAGAAGGAGGUGGACUACACUGGACUCAGACUCCAGGCCAUGCAGAUGAGUGAUGAGAAGGAGGAUGAAGAGUAUGAGAAGGAGGAAGUGGGCGAGGAUGGUGAGAUCAUCCUGGUCAGUGGUGAUAAAGUCUCUGGACCCUGGAAUAAAUCAGGCGCCCCCCCUUCAGCUGCUCCGGUAGAGGAAGUUGAGGUUCCUGAGCCCAAAGCACCUGGCGUGUAUCGUCCCCCAGGGGCCCGGUUAACCUCUACUAAAAGAGCUCCAACUCAAGGGCCUCCAGAGAUCUUCAGCGACACCCAGUUCCCCUCUCUCCUCUCCACAGCCAGACACGUGGAGACUCGCAAGGACAGAGAGAUGGAGAAGACUUUUGAGGUGGUCAAGCACAAGAGCCGUGUCAAAGAAGGGGAAGGCCCGGGAUCCAUGCAGCAUUUACAGUUAGAUAAUCAGUACGCCAUCCUGGGGGACAAAUAAAAGCCAUCUCCCCCUCCCCCCAAGCCUACCGCCAAUGGUACUGUAAGACUCGCAGGGGGAACAUGACCUGCAGCUGUCUGAUGCAGUCCUGACCGAGCUGGAGACGCCUGUGCCCAUCCAUACACACUCACACACAAUGACAUACAAACACACACAUCCCAAAAAUCCUUGUCAAGCAACAUCCACAAAUGAACGCAUUUUGACACAUUUAGCCAUUGAAAUCCUCUCACACACACACGGCUGAUAAAGGCACUCCCUUAUCAACUGCAUUCAGACGGGCUGCAGCAACAGGAACUGACUGAAUUUCAAAUUCUGCUUUAUAUGACACCAAGUUCACCAAGACGAAUGAUACUGCAUCAAACGAACAAGGCACCAAAUGUUUAUUUCGGUGGAUUUCCUCAUGGGGUUGGUUGGCCGGCAGAGCCACUGGACAUCGGCUAACCCUGAGAAAAUGAGAAAAGCCACUUUGAGGAUGGAGUUCAAAACAUUGCGUGAGAAUUAAAAAACAAAAAAACAAAAAAAAAAACGCUGAGGGUUUUUUUUUGUUUUUCGCUACAUCAGUAUAGCUCCCGAACCUUUGGAUUUUUUUUUUUUUUUUUUCUUUUUUUUUCCCUUGCAUUGUGAUGAUAAAGCUGGGAGUUUUCGGUUUGGGCACUAGAGAGGGGAGACUACCUCAGUUACAUAUCUGUGGUUACCAUGUCGACCAGGUCCUGGGCUCAGAUUGGCUGCAGUCCAGCCAAAGAGGAGCGAUUCAACGUUUCAACCUUAAACUUGAAAAUAUUUUUUCCCUCCCCUUUUUUGCGAGAUCUGUUGACAGAGGCGUCAAGUCUUCAAAUUUAUUUUUUAAAGUGGCCUUACUGUGGAAAAAUAAAGAUAUGAAAGUGAUGGGGGAGAAAUAUCUAUAUAAAUAUAUUUAGAGAAUGUGUUAAAAAAAUUAUCAUUCUGGAAGGCACUUCCUGGUCGUGUUGCAGUUAAAUGCCUGCUUGAUUUGAUUCUUACCACUCUGAGGAGUAAAAAAAAAAAAGCCACCGUAACCCUCUGUGAGAAUGUAGUUAUGCGCUAGUUUGUCGACAUAUUGCAAAUAAUGGAUGUUCUCUAACAAUGUCCCUUUAACCUUUCCAUCCCUGUUCCUCUCCUCAUUUUAUUUGAUUCCAUGAUGAUUGACAAACCAUUAUUAAAGCUUAACCUUUCUAAUCUCACAUAAUGUUUCUGGUUUGAUGUGUAUUUUUGUGAUUUUUCUUGCUGUGGCCUGUAGAGUGCGCUGCAGUCAUUGCUACUAAAUACUCGGCAGUGUCAAAUGCGUUCCAGUUUAUGUGUGGAGCUGUUUUGCAAUGCUAAACUGUAAAUGUAUGCAUAUAAGUAUCAGAAUCAGGCUAUUCUGUAUAUGCAUUAAAACCCCUCAGACUCA
Ctenopharyngodon idella (grass carp) is the source of this 2326-nucleotide messenger RNA. It is a transcript of the gene cdv3, whose product is annotated as carnitine deficiency-associated gene expressed in ventricle 3. The transcript has 5 exons. Gene Ontology annotation, cellular component: cytoplasm. The record is from RefSeq and is a predicted model, not a curated record. The coding region runs from base 226 to 918 and encodes 230 amino acids. Lineage: Eukaryota; Metazoa; Chordata; Actinopteri; Cypriniformes; Xenocyprididae.